Messenger RNA from Syngnathoides biaculeatus (alligator pipefish), 7000 nucleotides. RefSeq names its product ELAV like neuron-specific RNA binding protein 4 (gene elavl4). The transcript has 9 exons. Gene Ontology annotation, molecular function: RNA binding. NCBI's taxonomy places the organism in Eukaryota, Metazoa, Chordata, Actinopteri, Syngnathiformes, Syngnathidae. The record is from RefSeq and is a predicted model, not a curated record. Gene Ontology annotation, cellular component: ribonucleoprotein complex. The coding region runs from base 553 to 1926 and encodes 457 amino acids.
CAAAAAGCGACGAUACUGGGAGAGGGGAGAGAGAGCGCAAUAGGGAGGGGAGUUUAAACUAAGUGCUAUGUUUUGGGACAGCUAAUCUGCUAGCGAGCAGUUUGAGGAUCGGAGCGUAUUGUGUGAGCCAGUGUGCGGGGGAAAGAUAAGGCAGCACGCCAGCCCGCCAAGCCGACCUACAGACUUCCCAUUUUAAUGUGCUGACUCCUGGGAGAUUUAAAGAAAAAAAAAAAGAAGAAGAAAGAGAAAUAUUGACUCAAGACGUGUGCGGGGGAUCCUGGACAGAAACAUUAUUGCAGCGACAGCCAGCGGGGCGCAUCUGAAAGACAGGAGAGAGUUUUAAAAAAAAGAGAGAGAGGAAAAUAAAGGACUAAAAGUGACACUUCCGUAUUUUUUCAGCUUGUUUUUUUUUUUUUAUUACUUGAUUUUUUUUUUCCUUAUUUUUUUCUGUCUGGGACUGACUACUCCCAUCGUUAGCAAAGAAAAGGGGAGGAAAGAACUGAGGAGAAACUGACACUUAAAGGACAGAAAAAAAAAACACUGAAUUUGAACAUGUUUGAAAUAAGCCGAACACUCAACGCUGCUUUGCUGAGCAAUGAGCAUCUCAAGAUGAUGGCGAGGUACGGGCAGCUCUCGGGGCUAGCAGCCAGUGGUGUGGGCUCCGUCCCCGAGUCGCACUCGCCGCUAUUUCCCAGGGAUCUCCCGUCAUCGCCCGCCCAGACGGGCUACAGGUCAUCCCUGGGGUCGACAGAGACACAGUGGCGUCAGGCAGAGCUCCCGCAGCUCCAAGGCUGGGCAGAGAAGGGAUUGCUGACGCAGCCAAAGAUGAUUAUCAGUAACAUGGAGGCUCCGGUGACAAACGGACCAAGUGGCGGAGGCACCACAGCCAACGGACCAACCACUAACAGUCGCGGUUGCCCCUCGCCCAUGCAGACGGGGCCCACAAACGACGACAGCAAGACCAACCUCAUCGUCAACUACCUGCCACAGAACAUGACCCAGGAGGAGUUCCGCAGCCUUUUCGGGAGCAUCGGCGAGAUCGAAUCCUGCAAACUGGUCCGGGACAAGAUCACAGGUCAAAGUCUAGGCUACGGCUUUGUCAACUACAUCGAUCCAAAGGAUGCCGAGAAAGCCAUCAACACGUUAAAUGGACUGCGACUUCAGACCAAAACGAUCAAGGUCUCGUAUGCGCGACCCAGCUCGGCUUCGAUCCGUGAUGCCAACCUCUACGUGAGCGGCCUGCCCAAGACCAUGACCCAGAAGGAGCUGGAGCAGCUUUUCUCGCAGUACGGACGCAUCAUCACCUCUCGCAUCCUUGUCGACCAGGUCACAGGCGGCUCCCGAGGCGUGGGCUUCAUCCGCUUUGAUAAGAGGAUAGAAGCCGAGGAGGCCAUCAAAGGCCUCAACGGACAGAAGCCAUCGGGCGCGGCCGAGCCCAUCACGGUCAAGUUCGCCAACAACCCGAGCCAGAAGACCAGCCAGGCCCUCCUCUCGCAACUCUACCAGUCCCCCAACCGCCGAUACCCGGGGCCCCUCCACCACCAGGCUCAGAGGUUCAGGCUGGACAAUUUGCUUAAUAUGGCCUAUGGCGUAAAGAGGUUUUCGCCGAUCACCAUCGACAGCAUGACCAGCUUGGUGGGCAUGAACAUCCCCGGGCACACCGGCACAGGUUGGUGCAUCUUCGUCUACAACCUGUCCCCCGACUCGGACGAGAGCGUGCUGUGGCAGCUCUUCGGGCCGUUCGGCGCCGUCAACAACGUCAAGGUGAUCCGCGACUUCAACACCAACAAGUGCAAAGGCUUCGGCUUCGUCACCAUGACAAAUUACGACGAGGCGGCCAUGGCCAUCGCCAGCCUCAACGGUUACAGGUUGGGCGACCGCGUCCUGCAAGUCUCUUUCAAGACUAACAAGACCCACAAGUCCUGAACUCCAACGAGGUAGAAUCAGUUGCCCCCCGCAGCGGCGUCCGCAGCUCUGUCUGCUCCAAAAUGACCCCCCCCCCGCCCCCCCGCCCCCAGACCCCAACCAUCCCACAUCUCCACCCUUCCCUUUAGCCCCUCCAAUCACCAACACCACCACCCUGCAGUCAAUCCAGCACAGCAAACUGGUACAUAACGCAACCCAUCCGACCCAAUUGAACUCGAAAUGGCUUAUAUCAUAACUUUUGGACCUAUAAGCCAACGUUGCCUAAGUAUUACAAAAAUGAAGAAAUGUUGACGCGUUUUGGGAAGCUCCUGAGAUAGCGCAGGCUUCUCGUUGUUGUAUAUUCUUUCUGUUCGUUCUGGUUGCAAAAAUGAGUGUUCUCUUCUGUGUAAACAGUAGCAAUUCUUUCCCCCCACCCCACCCCACCCCACCCAGACCCAGACCCAGACCCCCACCUUUAGAGAAGAGAAUAUCCUUUUUAGACCACUGUCUCGAUUCAGGAUUAGCUUUUCUUUUUUGUAUAUCCGGAUCCACUGUCGUUAGUAUCCUGUACCUCCCGGUCACUCAAGGGAGGGGGCUCUUUUUUAGCAAUUGAUGAACCAUUCACUCAUUUAUAGUCGUAUUAAAAGGUCCCCUUAUUAAUUCCCGGCGGGAUUUCACACUCCCGCCGAUUCUGAUGUAAUAGAAGACUUAAAAAAAAAAAAAAAAAGAGAGAGACUUUCUAACAUUUUUUUGUUUUGUAUCGCAAACAAAACAUAUAAUGUCUUUGCUCACGGGGAGAUGGGGUGCGGGGGUGGGGGACGGGUUAGCUUUCCUGAUGACACAUUAAGUAAUUUAAGACAAAAAAAAAAAACAAAAAAAAUAACACUGUUGCCAAAGAGAAGAUCUCUUUGCUUGGAAGAAAAAAAAUGCAUUUAGAAAAAAAAGAGAAAAAUAAAUAGAAAGAAGCAUCUAUUUUUAUAAAUGAUCAUUAAAAUAAUAAUUAUUGAGAAAUUUUUACAAGAAUCUGGAUUUGAAAAAAGAAAAAUAUUUUGACUGGCUAACUGGGAAGGGGAGGGUCGGGGUGGGAGGGGGGCACCACCUUGUCUCGUCGUUCUGCCAUGGUACUUUCUAGGCUCACCGCUCGUUGUUUUCCGAGGAAGCCACGUUGGCGGCGGCGAUUUUCUAGACGGAAGGUUUUGUGAAAAAAAAAAAAAAAAAAGGGAAACCGAGGUGGGUGAUUUUGGUAAUUUUUCCACAUAUGUACUAGUGCAUAAUUCUUCAAUCCCCACAAGGGGGGGAGGGGAGGGAGCGGGGAACCAUCCUUUACCGACCGGAGCCCAAAGCAAGGAGACCCUUUGUCCGCUUCUUUUUUCCUGUUAACGUCGACAGUCCAUACGGGGUAUCAGUACUACGCAUAUAUGCACAUCUCUCCAUUUAGAAAGCAUAGCCGACGUGAUAUUUGUUUCCCCGUUGCUCCGCAUCCGUAUGCAAACUUCCUUUUAGCGAUCAACAGUAGGUGCUAUAUUCCAUUUAUUCAUCUGAAAUAUCCGACUUGCUUAUUCUCUGUGUUGCGACGUCGGCGUCGAAUUGCGCUUGUUUUGUUUAGCGUCGGCCCAAAAUAGUCUGGCGGGACUAUUUUUGUUGCGGGAAAAACCAGAUCAACACAUUUGGGUAGUGUUUAAAAAACAUUUAAAAAAAAAUUAUAAUAAAAAGAUUAUAUGAAAAGGGGAGGGAGGGGACACUGAACAAAAUUUUCAUUUAUUUAUUUUGCUUUGUUUGUUUUGGCUUGCUGACUUUUGCGUUUUCUUCCUGAGCGUGAAGCAUUUUGUCCAAAUUUAACAAUAAUUAGCUCUAGUUCCUUUAGUCUAGAUAUCCGCUUCCCGAAAAGCCGAUCUACGACUGCUAUCUUUCUUUGCUCUGUACAAAUAAGAUGAUCUAUCUAUAUAUAUAUAUAUCUAUAUAUACAUAGUCUACAUUUGUUUUACACUAUCUACUGUACUUAUCUGAGUUGUCGCUGUUCUUUAGUUGGAGCUCGUCUUUUUCAUAUGGCAAUUUAUUAUGAAGUGGGUGUUCAGUUACUUAGAAAAAAAAAAAAACUUGUGAGGAAACUGUUCAAUUGUCGUCAUGUUGCUUGUGGAGAAAAAAAAAAAAAAAACAAACAAAAAACAAAAAAGGUUUGGAUUAACUUUACGUUACCUACUGCGGCAAAAGAAACCGAACAAAAAGCUUUGAAUAUAAGUGUAUAUGGAUUUACUUCUGGAUUAUUUUUCGACUAUUUAUUUUUUUUUCUAAUUUAUUUCUAUUUAUUCUGUAUUUAUGAAGCGCUUAAUUUAUCUGUGUAUUUAUGUAUUUAUUUGUUUCAUUGUCUGUGUAUUUUUGCGUGAUUCUGGUACAGGGAGGGGGGGCGUUUCUGAGCAAAAGGGAACAAAGCGACUAGUGGAGAAGCUCUUCCAGUAGUCCACUGCACUGAGAGAACUUUUAGUACGUUUGUGCUUUGUACCGAUAUAUCAAAAUGACCAUUAUUAAAAAGAAAAUUGAAAAAAAAAAUCUAAAAGUCAGGAAAAGUAGAAAAAAAAAAAGUGUCUGGAGGGUCGGGGAACGCUCUUCCCUUAUUACUAGAAAACAGUUACUCGCUAUGCAUAACCUAGUUAUUAAUCGUUCAAUUUGCUCUUGCUUUUUUCUUGUCUUGUUCAAAAUGAAAUCUUUAGAUCUUUUCCAAUGAAAAUUUAGUCUUAAUAGAAUGUUAUAAACAGUCGUUCUGGUUCAAUAUAACCUGUGAUAAGUUUGUGUUGUUCUCUAAAGCCACUCCGUCCACACCCUCCCUCCACUUACUAUCGCUUUGUGAUGAAACUUUUAUGCAAAACCGUAUGUCUGGAAGCAUCCCGUUUUAUGUAUUUAUUGUGAGACUCGGCUCGCCGGGGGGGAGGGGGGGGGGGGGGAGGCUGGAGCGCGUGCCGGUGAGGGUCGACUCGAUUGGUUUCCGAAACUUCUUUUUCGAGCUCAAAUUGCAUACCGACAAAUGUUUAAAGAAAUAAAAUUUUAAAAAAAAUAAGAGAGACAGAGAGAGAGAGAGAGAAAAACUACUAUACUGAAGAAGUACUCUGGAGGGAUGAAAUGGGAUUGUACCAAUUCUAUAUUUUAUAUACUCUGAUAUGAUAUAUAUUAUAUAUUUUGAAAGGUAAAAGGUAGGGUUCCAGAUGUAUAGUUAUACAGAAUUGGCUUCUUUUGUUAUGAAACAUGAAGGAGGUGCGCACGUGUGUGUCCGUGUGUGUGUGUGUGUGUGUGUGUGUGUGUGUCUGUGUGUGUGUGUGUCGGAAUAGGGAGCGAAACACACGCACGCAUCUCAGUCAUGUGACAUCAUCGCCAUAUGCGCCAUCAUACACACACAAGCAGACCCCUUCAAGCCCCUCGAUGCCGUAACGGGCUUGCGGGGGGCUUGGACUUAUGCAACGACCCCAGCAGAAUGUUGUUCUGACGUGUCAACCAAUUUCUUACACUGUACGACCUCCUGCGGCGUGUGCCUGUGUGUUCCGUGUGUGUGUGCGCGCGUGUGUAUGUGUGUGUGUUGCUACACACCAAGCAGUCAAAAUAUGAUGACUUUGCACAAUCGAAUGAGAUCCAAUGCAAGAAAUGUAUCACCUAUUCUCCCUUAUUUAUGUUAUUGUGGUCAUUUGCAAUAUUUGUGUUACGUCAAUUAUUGCGCGACCCCCACAUCCCAAAAACAUGCAACAUUCGUUGUACACUCUAAAUUGCCCCUAGGUGUGAUUGUGAGUGCGAUUGCUGUUUGUCUCCACGUGCCCUGCGAUUGGCUGGUGACCGGUUCAGGGUGUACCCCGCCUCCUGUCUGUUGACAGCUGGGAUAGGCUCCGGCACUCCCCGCGAUCCUCGUGAGGAUAAGGGGUGAAGAAAAUGGAUGGGUGGAUUUAUAAAUAGGCAGGGCACGGUGGAUCAGCUUUAAAAGCGUUGGCCUCGCAGUUCUAAGGACCCGGGUUCAAUCCCGGACCUCACCUGUGUGGAGCUUGCAUGUUCUCCCUGUGCCCGCGUGGGUUUCCUUUAGGCACAUCCCCAAAACAGGCAAAAAUAAUUGGACACUCUAAAUUGCCCCUAGGUGUGAUUGUGAGUGCGACUGUUAUCAGUCUCGAUGUGCCCUGCGAUUGGCUGGCAACCAGUUCAGGGUGUACCCCGCCUCCUGUCCCUUGACAGCUGGGACAGGCUCCAGCAGUCCCCGCAACCCUCGUGAGGAUAAGCAGGGAAGAAAAUGGAUAGAUGUUAUUCUGCUCAUUUAAAACAAACUUUUGGUUUUGGGGGGAAGGCUGGAACGUAUUAAUGGCAUUUCCAUUUAUUUCAACGGAGAACGAUGAUUUGAGAUCGUGGAAUGGAUCACAUUCGUCGUAACGGGAAGAACGCGCGAUGCAGUUCUUGCGCCGGACAUCAUUCUAUUGCGGAAGCGGCCCUGAUUUUGAGUGCGUGUGUGCGUGCGUGCGCAAGUCACGGAGUCGGUGUCACGUGGCUCCGUGUCCCACCCCAGUGGCUCCCACCACCAUCCCUGUAGCGCCUUAGAGUCGGUGAGUUGCAGGCUGCCGGCAGGAGCAAGGCAGCCAGUAGUGGAGGAGGGAAGGUGAACAGAGGAACUCGGCUCUUUUUCUUCUUCUUCUUCUUCUUCUUCUUGUCAGUUUUCUUUUGAUUUCCCUCCUGAGACGUGUUUGUUUACUAUCUGAUUAAAACGAAAAAAAAUCUAUAAAACAAAAACCUUAAAGACAAAAAAAGACGAAAAAAUGUUGGCGGAGCCCCGUGGAUUGCGGCUCUCUCUUUCUCUCUAUUCUGUCCUGCUUAUGUUAUUACUUAACAAUUAUUAACAAUGAUGAUGAUGAUUAUUAUUAUGGUUAUUAUUGCUAUUAUUCUUAGUAUUCUUAUUCUUAUUAUUAAUCCAAUUACUGCGAUGAAUGACUUCAUGUUAUCCUUGCUAGUUUAGGUCAUUUCUGGAAAAACUGGAAAACAAAAUAGAAAAUCUUGCUGUAAAUGUUUGUUUUUUCUUUUUCAUAAAACUGUUGUGUUUGAAUUAUUUGUACUUUUGAAUGUUGGGACAAUAAAAUGA